Messenger RNA from Aricia agestis (brown argus), 1811 nucleotides. It is a transcript of the gene SiaT, whose product is annotated as beta-galactoside alpha-2,6-sialyltransferase 2. The record is from RefSeq and is a predicted model, not a curated record. Lineage: Eukaryota; Metazoa; Arthropoda; Insecta; Lepidoptera; Lycaenidae. The transcript is spliced from 5 exons. The coding region runs from base 1 to 1365 and encodes 454 amino acids. Gene Ontology annotation, molecular function: sialyltransferase activity.
AUGAAGGCCGCGGCGAUGUCGGUGUGGAUUUUCAUUAACCUCCUUUGUUUUGGUAUGUGCGGAUACCUCUACCUAAUAUGGUCCCAGUACUGGAUGAGUAUAGAGCGGCAGAGGCUGUUCGCGAAGUCUCAGACGCCGCAGAAGACUGCCAGCGGGGUAAGCUACCAGACUUUCUCCGAGCAGAUCAGUCCUGUGAACGGUUCUAGCGCGGACGUGAUCAAGAAACGGCGGUCUAUAGUGGCGAUAAAGAGUGGCAUACUGAACCAGGUGUCGAAUAAAAGCUCGCACAGCCACUCCGGGAACAUCGUGAUGAAGCAGGGUAGCCCACGGUUCCCCAACAUCCACAAACCCGUGCUAGAAUUCGACUCUGAGAAGUACUCGUGCGAUGACUACACGACGCCCGAGUGCGAAGCCCUAACGAAGGAGUUUAAGGAGCUCCUGUUAAAAGAGUUCCACAGGGUGUUGAUGAGUGAGAGCAAGGUAUUCGCCUCCGGCCUGGACUCGCAGAACACCUACGACGUCAAAUACUACAGGAAAGGCGUGAAAGAACCGAUAAAGGAGGAGAUACUCUGCGCUUUGAAGAAUGUGACGGUAAACACUGUGACCAGCGACGACGAGCCGUUCCGAAGGUUGGGGUUUAAAAUUCCGAAAAACCCGCUGCAAGAGAAGGCUUCUUUCAACACCUGUGCGGUGGUCACGAGCGCUGGUGCUCUGAGAGGUUCCCGCCUGGGUGAAUUUAUAGAUUCUCAUGACAUGGUUUUGCGAUUCAACAAUGCGCCGACUGAAAACUUCACUGACGAUGUCGGUUCCAAGACAACAUUUCGCAUCUUAAAUUCACAGGUAGUGACGAAGCCGGAAUUCAGGUUUCUAGACGAUGCGCUGUACAGGGACGUGUCGAUCCUGAUCUGGGACCCCGCCAACUACUCGUCCAACCUGGAAGACUGGUACCAGUAUCCGGACUUCCCGCUGUUUCCUGUUUAUAAACGGUUACUGGAGCAACGUCGUAGCGCGGAUGUCCAUCUUCUCAACCCGCAAGUGUUGUGGCGCUUGUGGGCAGUCCUGCAGGAUUUCUCACCGUAUAGACUAAGGAAGAAUCCACCGUCUUCUGGAUUCAUAGGUCUAUGGUUCGCGAUUCACCGCUGCAACCAUGUCCGUAUAUUCGAGUACGUACCCUCAGUGCGGGCGACGCGUCGCUGCCACUACCACGUCAGCGGCGACGACGCCGGCUGCACCCUCGGCACCUGGCACCCCCUGGCGCAGGAGAAAGCCCUGGCACACCACAUUAGCACCAAUUCCGACCUCGACAUCUUCCAACGAGGCUUCAUUGAUAUACCCGGCCUAAAGUAUUCUAAUUGUGCCAAGUAAUUUUUCUGAUACUUUUGUGGAGGAAUUUUGUCGACAUUAAGUUGUUGGUAAUGAAUAAUGAUAGUAAAGUAUGGUAAUGACAAUGAGGUUUGGGUUUUGGUAAAGUGUAUUGUAGUGUUGGCAUUUUUUACGUCAAGUCGAGGGAAGGUUUCUGAAGUCAUGGGUUUUACAUAGAAAAUUUCGGUUGGGUGUGAUCAGAAUAUACUCAAAUACCUAAUUAUGUAGAAUUACUGUUACCGUAAUUGUGCCAUAAUAUUAGUUAUUUAGUCUUUUUGCAAAAGUGAUUUUUGUGACGAAAAGUUAUUUCAAUAAUGCACGGAAUUGAAUAUUUAGAUUUAAAUGAAAGUAUAUUAGUUUUCCCAUGCAUAUGAAGACUGCUUUACAAAUGCCGAAGAUUUGAUUAUUCCUAGGGUCUUCCUGAGUAUGUUUAAUUUUCAUCAUAUUUU